This is a messenger RNA of Galleria mellonella (greater wax moth), 4862 nucleotides long. It is a transcript of the gene l(3)76BDm, whose product is annotated as trafficking protein particle complex subunit 8. The transcript has 18 exons. NCBI's taxonomy places the organism in Eukaryota, Metazoa, Arthropoda, Insecta, Lepidoptera, Pyralidae. The record is from RefSeq and is a predicted model, not a curated record. Bases 218 to 4435 code for a protein of 1405 amino acids. Gene Ontology annotation, biological process: protein localization to phagophore assembly site; endoplasmic reticulum to Golgi vesicle-mediated transport. Gene Ontology annotation, cellular component: cytoplasmic vesicle; TRAPPIII protein complex; phagophore assembly site.
UGACAUAUCGAAUAUUCGAUCAUUUUGAUUCUUUACAACCAUUUGAAGAUAUUAAAUUCUGUUUAAUUAAUUAAUUUUAUUUAUAAAAUCACAUUGUGAAAACAAAGAAUUUAAUUAGACAUUUGUUUGUUAGUCACAGUGUUGGUCAUUUAAUUGACAGACGUUAUUAGGGCGUCUGGAUAAUUUUGUGCAGUAUUCACUAUUUAAAUGAAAUAUCAUGAAUAAAUCUGGAAAAACAGCUCAAGAGUUUAUUCAAUCCUCGUUUUCGCCCAUAAUUGCAAUACUGUGUAGUCCAAAAGUAGAUAAUAUAGUAUCGAAAAACAAUUUGUCAUUAGCAGAGCUUUUGCAACCUUUCGCAAACUUGGACUGGGAAGGCCAGUUUCGUGAUCCAGGUGGAAGUAUAUGUUCUGUAAAGAAUUGGAAAAUUAUCAUUAGAGAUGUAAACUGGAAGCCAGUACAACCAAUGGAAGCACGGCGGCAGCUAAACAAUGCUGCAUUGCAUAAUUAUAAUGAGAAAACUAUAUCACUUGAUUUAGAAGGCCGUAAAUUUGAUGUCCCUCAAUUAACGCCAUGGUUUGAUGCUUGGAGGGAGACUUAUCUUGAAGUUCAGUUUCCAUCAGACCAUGAAUUCACGAAACAUUAUUUGGCAUGCAUUAUAGUGGGAACUACACAAGAAGAAAACAUCAUUGAUUGUUUUAAUUCCCUAAAUCAACAGUAUGCCCAGUUGCAAAAUGUUACACCGCCUAAAUUGCCAAAGUGGUUCAACAGUGGAGUUCUGAAAACUUACCUCCUACUGCAUGAUGUAUCAUGCGUAACUAAAGAGAAGGCAGAUACUGCAUUUGAUACGCUAAAACAAACAUUUGGAGCCAAUAACUGUUUUUUGUUAUCAAUUAAUUCAAAAAGUACUACAGACUCUCACUUAUCGACAGAUUACUGGACUAAUUGCGUAAAACGUACUCUUGAUGCAGAUAAUUCAGUCUCUUUAUCAAAUUUGCCAACUACUCCUCUUGAACCACAACCCGUUAUAACAUCAUCUAAUAUAGCAAAUACAGCUGAUGAUACCAGUAGUAUAACAUCUUCAACAAAUCAAGAAUUACUACAUCCUUUGACAACCACUGAAAAUGAUGUAUAUGACAACGCCAACAGUCUGCAAACGCAUUCAUUUUCUGGUAGCUCAGAAAGUGUCAGUGUAACUGGUAAAGUCGCCGACUACACAACAGAAGUUCACGGAGCAGCUUUAAACGCGAACGAUAUUGAAGCGAUUAAAAAAUUCCUGCAAGAAUAUGCUUCUAAAUCAUUAUUGCCUUAUUUGGAGAAACAAAUAUCUCAAUUAUCUGAAGCGGUUGCAAAUAGAAAGGGGGUCAGUCGAUCAUUGCUCUCUGCAACAAAAAGAUGGUUUGGAACAGGAAAAGGAGGAAAUACCACAGUCAAUAAUACUGUAAUAUAUUCAAAUGACUGUCCAGAGCUUCAAUUACGCCGUUUGGGUGAUUUGUGGUUUAUGUGUGGUCAGUGGCAGCGUGCGUUUGAUACUUACCAUACCGCAAAGCGGGAAUUCUAUGCUGACAGUGCGUGGCUGUGUUAUGCGGGUGCACUUGAAAUGGCAGCAAUUAGUGCUUUCAUGGCGGGAGAUUCGAAUCGCAAAACUCAAGGUUAUAUGGAAGAAAGCAUUGUAACCUAUUUAAAUACAUGCAGAAUGGUCCAAUAUGCCGUUAGAGCUACAUUGUUGUCUGUGUUAUGUUUAAGUAACGCAGGCCUUCAUGGCGAAGCAGCUAAACAGUUAAUUCGCAUGACGUCAGAAGACAGCGACUUGCGGAGCGCUAUGUUACUUGAACAAGCAGCUCUUUGUUUUUUGGCGGGUCCCGGCUCUAAAGCCAUGUGUAGAAAAUAUGCUUUCCACAUGGUUCUGUCUGGGCACAGGUUCUCAAAAGCUGGACAAAAAAAACACGCCUAUCGAUGUUACAAACAGGCUUACCAGGUGUAUGAAGGGAGCGGGUGGCGGCUGGCGACAGACCACGUGCAGUUCGCGCUGGGCCGGCUGGCGAGCGCGCUGCGGCGGCCUCGCGCCGCCGUGCAGUGGCUGGCCGGGCCGCUGGCGCCGCCCGCCGGCCCCGCGCAUGCGCCGCAGCCGCCCCACCAGCAGGACGCCUUCCUGCGCGAGUACAUGUUGGCGCACCAGCAAUGGAUAGAGAGUUGCGAGGAGUUCCGCGACGCGGUGCCGCCGCUGCCGCUGCCGCUGCUGGAGCGCGGCGCCACGGCGCUGCUGUGCGUGGGCCCGGCGCCGCUGUCGUCGCCGGGCCGCGUGCCCGCCUCCUCGCUGGCGCUGCACCGCGCCGACUCCGCGCACAACCUGCACUGGUACAAGCUCGAGGAGAUGCUCCUCCAGGUGGCGCAGGGAGCUGUUCCCAUGAUAUUCAAGCCCACCGUCGACUUGUACACAGAGAGCACGGACGCCAAUCCUAUCGUGCCGCAAGGAGAACCUUUGCAGAUAUCAUUAACUUUACGGAACCCAUUAAAAAUUUCGCUACUGUUGAAAGAUGCGGAAUUAUUAUGGAAAUUUGUACCAAUUACAAAUGACACAGAGGGGCACGAAGAAGAAGUAUUAAAUAACGAGCCAUUUGUGGCAGCUGGUCAAGCACUUGAGAGUAACAUAAUAUAUGGACAGAAAAUAAAGUCAGUUCUUCUUGAAGGUGAAUGUACAAAAGUAUUAACAUUUUCGGUCACUCCUUUGAAAGUUGGUCAACUAUGCAUACACGGUUUAGCAUACAAGUUAAUAAAUGCGGGAGAGGGAGGCAAUGGAAAUGGGAAUAGUGUAAUGAUAUCAGGAAAAGUUAAUCUACUAUCUGAUACAAACUCGUUCGACAAACGGCUCCAUAUAAAUGUUAUUCCAGAGACCCCUUGUUUACAGAUGACAUUCUCAGAGACCCCUUCUGAUGCAAUAAGUGGAGAAAUUCGAGCUAUUGAUAUGGAAUUAAGAAAUGUCGGUCCGGUGGAUAUGAAAAACAUUCACAUAGCUGUUUCUCACCCUGAAUGCAUUACUCUCAUAAACGAUGACAUUCAAGAGGACGACUUUAAAGCGCUCUAUUUAGAAAAAUACCAAGAACAACCAGUUUAUGCAGAGGAGCGGAUGGGUAGAGUACAGGCAUGGCGGGCGCGAGCGGCGCAGCACGCGCGGCCUCUUCGUGGCGGUAGUAGCGAUAGCGGUAGCGGUAGUAGUAGCGGACGCGGUAGCACAGUUCGCAGCGGCGCGGCGGCGCGCGCUCGUCUUUUGUUACGGCCACGGUCCACAGCGCCCGAACUGCUGCUGCUGGCGUAUUACGAGACGGGAGAUCGCACGCGCCCCUAUCGUCUGCUGCGACACGUUUUCCGCUUUCGGGUCACGGAAGCGGUUGAAGUGUCUGUAAUACCUCUACGCAGUAUAAGGACGGUGAAAAAUGAAGUAUUUGAGAACAUGAAUUUAAAUGUGGAGUUUAAAAAUGUUACUAGUGAGAAAGAUGAAAAUAUCGCUGUAAAAAUAUUGGAAGCAUCGUUAUUGAGUAGACAAUGGAAAUUGACUGAUAUCACCGCAGCAAAGGACAGCGAUGAUCCUUUGACUGCGUACGAGAAACUUCAUACUAUAUUGAAAGCUCAAAGGAAUUUAGGAGAAAUGCCUGAGGGAAAGGUAGAUUAUUCAUGUCUGAAGAUUGCUAAAGAUCACAGAGAGAGUGUAGCAGAUGUUAACAGCAUUCCAUAUUCAAAAUUUGUUACGGACUCAAGAACAUCUCUUCUCGAAAUGAAUUUUGAAGAUACAGGCAAUCAAAGAUCUGGUCUAAUUCAAUCCAUGCUUGUUAUAAGAUGGGUAGCUGUAGACAAAGCCAAACAACGAUCAGCUAUCGGCCAGCACUGCGUGUGGCUGGAAUGUUUUACAAAGGCCCAGUCAUGGGAAACAGAAAUACUAAAACCAGAAAUACCUUCUCUGCAACUCGAGGAGAACAACAGCAAAAUUGAUUUUCUAGAUGUUAAAAAGAAAACUAGAACAGAUAAUAUAGUAUUAUUCAAACUGGAACAUACAAAUUUAAUUGAUCACAACUUUCAUCAGAAGAAACUAUGUCUAAUUCCAAUAACUAUAAAUAUCAUCAAUUGCUAUGGAGUUCCAGUAAACGUAUUUAUAGAUAUGACACAACAGCAAAGCAGGGACUCCUUUGGAGAACUCGGGUGGGCGGGCGCACUUCAUAACGGCCCCGACGCCGAGGGUGAGGAGAGUAAAGAUCUGGGUGUUCGCGUGAGCAUCGACAGGUUCUCGUCGCGUCGGCUGCGUAUGAGCGCGCUCUGUGCAGCGCCCGGAUCCUACCUCGUCGGCUCGGGCUUCACUCUCACCGCUACCGUCGACUCCACUACUCGCCCCGCCACUCUCUGCUCUAACAACGCCUCGCUUUUAGUUGUCCGCCAAUCUGCUUAGCUAUACCACUAUAAUUAUUUAUUAUUAACCAAUUUCCAAGAAGAGAAUGUAUUUGUAUUUUUCAUCACUUUCUCCGAGAUUUCUGAAUUAAUUUUCAUAAUGAUUAUUUUUUUAUUGAAAUGGUUUACAUAUUACCCAUAUUAUCUAACUUUGUAUAGAAAAUAAAAGACGUUUAUUUGAGUAAAAAAAUAUUUAAAAUAAAUAUUUAUUCUAUAAACACAAUAUCAUUGAAGUGUACAGUUUCAAAUAUACGUUACAUAAUAUUAUUAUGUUUUUUAUGAACCAAUUUUCAUAUUACACUUUUUUACAUCAGUUUUACGAUAUACCUAAAAUGCUUACAAUCAUACCCACUUGUACAUAUAACUAUACAGGUCGUAGUAACUGUGUUAAUAUUAUUAUAUAUAAUAUAUGUGAGAUUAAUUUGAAA